GUCACUUGGUGAGAGUAAUGAAAGCUGCAUGCGUCUCCCAUGUCCGGCGUCCCGUUGUGUGCCCGCGCUGUGGUUCACAGAAAAGAGAGAAACGAAUAAACGACCUCGAUGGUGGAAAUGACGGUCCUCAGCUCUUAGCCUCGAGCUCCCCCAGCUCUUGAUUCCUGAACUGUACCCUCGCAGCUUCUGAUGAGGCGAGUUCGAUUUGAGCAGCACACUAGACAUUGGCCUAGUUCCACUUGGAAUUGCCAAACUACCCGUCAAAUCGAUGACGUACAGCUCCAGGAUUGAUGGAGCCCAUUCCUGAAUGCGACUUGAAUGUGAAAGGCUCUUGUGUCUGAGGGAUGGAGGGGUCCCCACUUCGAAGGACCGGAACUCUAUGCGCAAUUGCGUAGGUCGGAUGGAGUCUCGCAGGAUUGGACACCGGUGGAGAGUUCAAACUUCCACUCUGAAGUUGACAGGAUACCGAGAAACAUCUCUUGGACUAUGUUGACGUUUCCCAUCAGUGUUGGGAGCCUUUUGAAAUGGAGAUAUCUUCGCAGACUGGAGAGCUGGUCGUUUGGGGCAUUCUGGAUUUGAGGGCAUCAAGCUGACGACGAGGGCUUCGCUGGUCCCCAAUCCCACACACAUUCAGAGGAAUUCUCACUGGUCGCUGACUUCGAACAACCACAGCCGAGAGAUUGGGCAAAAUGGAGAAGAGCAGCAGCAGCGGAGCGAGGAACGGGGUGGUGACGUUUCUGAAAGAGAAGGGACUGGAGGAGAACAUCAUCACUCACAUGCUGAGCAAAUGCGUGCGCCUGACAUCCGUGAAUUUGACCGAGAGAGUGAGACCGAACUGGGCCUUUCUGGAGACGGAGGUGCUGAUCCCGUCCAGAAAAAUUCCCACCGUGGUCCACCGGUGCCCGCAGCUGCUCGUGUUGGGUGUGCACGAGAAGCUCUUGCCCAUGGUGAUGUCUCUCCGGGGCCUGGGCUUCGACGCGAAAGAGCUCUCCACUGUCAUAUCUCAAUUUCCCCAUCUGCUCACCCACAGCGUGGACGAGAAGCUGUGUCCACUGCUGGCUUUUCUGCAAGGGAUUGGUGUGAAGGAGAAGAAUCUCGCCAAGGUCAUACUUCGCUGCCCCCGGCUUCUGAGCUACAGCAUCGAGAGGAAAUUGGCUCCCACCGUCGCGUAUCUCACAGGCCUGGGCGUCAAUAAGCAGGAGAUGGGCAGGAUUGUUACCCAGUGUCCUAAUAUCAUGGGUUACAGCAUCGACAGCAGGCUUCGACCCACCGUCGAGUAUCUGCAGGGUGUGGGUCUGAACGAGGAGCAACUGAAGAACGUGACCAUACUUUUCCCCCACAUUCUCUGUAGGGAGGCCGAGAGGGCACUUCGACCCACCGAGUUGUACCUGCGCAGCUUGGGAUUCACCUCGCAGCAGGUGGUGACUCUGGUGGCGGGGUUUGCUCCAAUUCUGACCAAGAGCGUGCACAACUCGCUGCAACCCAAGAUCAAUUUCGUCACCAACGUGAUGGGCCUCCCGAAGGAUCAUGUGGUUUUGUACCCGCAGUUCUUCGGAUACAGUCUGCACCGAACCAUCGAAGGCAGAUACAAGGAGAUGAAGAAGCAAGGGCACACCCUCACGUUGUCUGAGAUGCUCAGCUGCAACAAGAAGAAAUUUGCGAUGAAGAUGGACGGGCACUAUCAGUUCGAUGAUACGGAGGCUGCAGAGUAGCUGGAGCUCCUCGUUCGGUAUGAUGUAUUUAGCUCCACAAGGAAGUAGAUCCGUUUAGCAUUCAUUUGGGGUAUAUCCCCUUGUACAUUCUAGCGAACUCGGCUGUACGAGUAUGAAUAGGGACUUAGUUGUGAUUCGAUUCAAGUCAGUGAAGUAACUCUUUACGCUUAUUAGCGACUGAUAAUUCCUGUAGCGGUAGAUGUGCUGUCUGUAGAAGAGAACUCUCCACAGGUAGCAAUCCAUCACAUCACAAAGAAGUGUGGUCGGCUCGGCUCUAGUUGCUUGUAAGGACAUAAUAUUCGCAAUCAGGCAUUUGCAACCAGGUGGAGACGGAGGCUUCGGCAAACGCCCUGCUUUGUUUUAUAAGUUAGUGUGAGCUUGAGCGUGAUCCUGCUCUGUUACAGUACUUCACACGGAAAUUCUUUUAGCUCACUUGAAAGUGACACGCAUUUCAAACCUCUUUCUGAAGUUACAUAAAACCGUCUAUUUG
Molecule: messenger RNA, 2202 nt
Organism: Marchantia polymorpha subsp. ruderalis
Lineage: Eukaryota; Viridiplantae; Streptophyta; Marchantiopsida; Marchantiales; Marchantiaceae
Source: the annotation of a GenBank genome assembly